GACGCCAACGAAUCCAAUCCAAUCCAUUUGUGGAAGCCAUUGACUGAGGCAAGUGGUAAAUCGGUAAAUCGUGGUUGUUUGGGUUGUGCGUGCGGUUUGUCGAGUGAGCCCAGUGGCCCAGUGAUCGCUCCGUGUCGUCCGUCCAGUGGGCAGGGUGCCAUGAUGUCCCUGUACGACGGCGUCGGUUUGGACUCCAAGGAGCGGGGUCCCCGAGACCAGAAGCCCGACCUGACGGGCUGGUCAUCAGGCAUCAAGCUGCUCCAGUCGCAGCUGCAGCUCAAGAAGGCCGCUCUCACGCAGCCCAGGCGGGACCAGGCCCGCAAGGGAGGCGCCAUCAUGGCCCCCGUCAUGGACCUCAAGUCCCGGAGGGAGGAGCCGGACGAGAUGCCGCCACCCCCAGCCAUUUUUGCCCAGGCCAGGGAGGGCAAGAGCUCGCUGCUGGGCGGCGAGUGGGACGUGCGACUGGAGUACGACCCCCUGUGGCCCAACGACUACGAGAAGCUGAUGAAGGAGCGCAAGGAGCGCCGGGAGAAGGAGGACAGGCGCCACGAGGACAGGAAGCGGCGGGAGAAGGGAGAGCGCGGCCAGGACAAGGAGCGGCCCCGGCCGGCCGAGCCGGAAGAGGACUCCCCACCCCGGCCACAGAGGGGGGGUGCCUCGGGGGCGGCCAUUGCCCCUCCCCCAUCCCUGGUGGAAGAGACCGGCAGCCCGGGCCGGGACGACACUGGGUCGCGCCACCCGGGACUCGGGUCCGGCUCUGUGGCCCAGCGCAUCAUGGCCCGGUACGGCUACAAGGCCGGCCAGGGGCUGGGCAAGCUGGAGCAGGGCAUGAGCCAGGCCCUGCUGGUUGAGAAGACCAGCAAGCGGGGAGGGAAGAUCAUCCACGAGAAGGACAUCCCCAAGCAGGCCGAGCCGGCGUCCCUGUCCCCUCAGCCGAGCCAGCAGCAGACGGCCGAGUCCAUCACGGACAUGAUGCGCAACCCCUCCAAGGUGGUGCUCCUGAAGAACAUGGUGGGCCCCGGGGAGGUGGACGAGGAUCUGGAACCCGAGACGAAGGAGGAGUGCUCCAAGUACGGCGAGGUAGUUCGCUGCCUCAUCUUCGAGAUCCCCGGGGUGAGCGACGACGAGGCCGUGCGCAUCUUUAUCGAGUUCAAGCGGCUCGAGUCGGCCAUCAAAGCCGUGGUGGACAUCAAUGGGCGCUACUUCGGCGGGCGGGUGGUCAAAGCAUCCUUCUACGACCAUGACAAGUUCAAGCGCCUGGAGCUGGCAGAAUAAGGCAUCUGCGGGUGUCCCUUUUGCACUUGUACAUACUUUUUGAGGGACAGAAAAAUAAACACGACCAAGUCUCCA
This is a messenger RNA of Ixodes scapularis (black-legged tick), 1350 nucleotides long. It is a transcript of the gene Spf45, whose product is annotated as splicing factor 45. The record is from RefSeq and is a predicted model, not a curated record. Gene Ontology annotation, molecular function: RNA binding. Lineage: Eukaryota; Metazoa; Arthropoda; Arachnida; Ixodida; Ixodidae. Gene Ontology annotation, cellular component: precatalytic spliceosome. Bases 160 to 1275 code for a protein of 371 amino acids. Gene Ontology annotation, biological process: alternative mRNA splicing, via spliceosome; mRNA cis splicing, via spliceosome. The transcript has 11 exons.